This is a messenger RNA of Daphnia magna, 2548 nucleotides long. It is a transcript of the gene Hsp83, whose product is annotated as heat shock protein 83. Gene Ontology annotation, molecular function: ATP-dependent protein folding chaperone; ATP hydrolysis activity; disordered domain specific binding. Bases 163 to 2322 code for a protein of 719 amino acids. Gene Ontology annotation, biological process: protein folding; protein stabilization; cellular response to heat. Gene Ontology annotation, cellular component: cytosol; protein-containing complex; plasma membrane. The record is from RefSeq and is a predicted model, not a curated record. The transcript has 5 exons. NCBI's taxonomy places the organism in Eukaryota, Metazoa, Arthropoda, Branchiopoda, Diplostraca, Daphniidae.
CCCGGCAGUUUUGAUAUAAGCCGAUCCCUCGUGCUUCGUUCUCACAGUCUUCAACCGGCAAUCGAGCGAAAUACAUCGCAGCGACUCCCAGGCGAAUUCUCUCCACGAGGCAAAAGAUAGUUUUGUUACGCUAUUUCCUGAAUCUUCUAAUUGAAAUUGAAGAUGCCAGAAGAAGUUAAAAUGGAAACUGAGGCUGAGACCUUCGCAUUCCAGGCUGAGAUUGCUCAGCUUAUGAGUUUGAUCAUCAAUACCUUCUAUUCCAACAAAGAGAUUUUCUUACGUGAGUUGAUCUCAAACUCCUCUGAUGCUCUGGAUAAAAUCCGCUAUGAGUCUUUGACCGACCCAAGCAAGUUGGACAGUGGAAAAGAUCUUGAGAUUAGGAUCAUUCCAAACAAAAAUGAUCGUACUCUGACCCUCUGUGACACUGGUAUUGGCAUGACCAAGGCUGAUUUGGUCAAUAACUUGGGUACUAUUGCUAAGUCUGGAACUAAAGCCUUUAUGGAAGCACUCUCGGCUGGAGCAGAUAUUUCCAUGAUUGGCCAGUUUGGUGUGGGUUUCUACUCGGCUUACCUGGUUGCUGAUAAAGUCACAGUUCACUCAAAGCACAAUGAUGAUGAGCAGUAUGUUUGGGAGUCUUCAGCUGGUGGAUCCUUCACAAUCAAACCUGACCAUGGAGAACCCAUGGGCAGAGGUACCAAGAUUGUUUUGCACUUGAAGGAGGAUCAAAUGGACUACUUGGAAGAGAAGAAAAUCAAGGAGGUGGUGAAGAAGCACUCACAGUUUAUUGGGUAUCCGAUUAAGCUGUUGGUUGAGAAGGAACGCGACAAGGAAGUCAGCGAUGAUGAGGCUGAAGAAGAGGAGAAGAAAGAUGAGACCGAGGAAGAGAAACCAAAGGUAGAGGAUGUUGGCGAAGAUGAAGAAGCUGAUAAAGAGACAGACAAGAAGAAAAAGAAGACUAUUAAGGAGAAGUAUUCGGUCGACGAAGAACUCAACAAGACCAAGCCGAUCUGGACUCGUAAUCCCGACGACAUUAGUCAAGAGGAAUAUGGCGAGUUCUACAAAUCUUUGACGAAUGAUUGGGAAGAUCACCUUGCCGUCAAGCACUUCUCCAUCGAAGGUCAACUUGAAUUCCGCGCCCUUCUUUUCGUCCCGCGUCGCGCUCCUUUCGAUCUCUUCGAAAACCGCAAACAGAAGAAUCACAUUAAAUUGUACGUCCGCCGUGUAUUUAUUAUGGACAACUGCGAAGAACUCAUUCCCGAGUACCUCAAUUUCAUGAAGGGUGUUGUCGAUUCCGAGGAUCUCCCCUUGAACAUCUCUCGAGAAAUGCUUCAGCAAAACAAAAUUCUUAAGGUCAUCCGCAAGAAUUUGGUUAAAAAAUGCAUGGAACUUUUCGAAGAGUUGGCCGAGGACAAGGAAAACUUCAAGAAAUUCUACGAGCAAUUCAGCAAGAACUUAAAGUUGGGAGUUCAUGAAGAUUCCACCAACCGCAAGAAGAUUGCUGAUCUUCUCCGUUACCACACUUCAGCUUCUGGGGAAGACCAAGUUUCUUUCAAGGAAUACGUUUCACGUAUGAAGGAGAACCAGAAGCAUAUCUACUACAUCACUGGUGAGAAUAGGGAUCAAGUCAGCAACUCGUCUUUUGUUGAGCGUGUCAAGAAGCGCGGUUUGGAGGUUAUUUUCAUGACCGAGCCCAUUGAUGAGUACGUCGUCCAGCAGCUGAAGGAAUAUGACGGAAAGCAGCUCGUCUCCGUUACUAAGGAGGGUCUGGAACUCCCUGAAGAUGACGAGGAGACCAAAAAGCGAGAGAGCGACAAGGCUAAAUUUGAGGGACUCUGCAAAAUCAUGAAGGAUAUCCUUGACAAGCGCGUGGAGAAGGUUGUCAUCUCCAACCGUCUCGUUGAGUCUCCCUGCUGCAUUGUCACAUCGCAGUAUGGUUGGACUGCUAACAUGGAGCGUAUCAUGAAGGCCCAGGCUUUGAGAGAUACCUCUACCAUGGGUUACAUGGCGGCCAAGAAACACCUGGAAAUCAACCCUGACCAUCCCAUUGUCGAAUCCCUCCGCGUCAAAGCUGAGGCUGAUAAGAACGACAAGGCCGUCAAGGAUUUGGUAAUGCUGCUGUUUGAGACCUCUCUUUUGUCAUCUGGUUUCUCGUUGGAGGAGCCAGCUGUGCACGCUUCCCGCAUUUACCGCAUGAUCAAAUUGGGCUUGGGCCUUGACGAAGAUGAUGUUCCUACUGGCGGUGAAGAAGCUAAAGCAGAAGAAGAGAUGCCUCCCUUGGAGAAUGACGAAGAAGAUGCAUCUCGCAUGGAGGAAGUCGAUUAAAUAUGUGGAUUUCAGUUUUAACCCAUUCAAUUAAGUUUCUCUCAACCAUGGUUCAUAAUUCAGCGUUUUUUUUGCGAACUGGAGUGAGGACGUUCAUCUGUAAAACUAGUCUUAUUGUCUAAUAUUAUGGCUUCAUUUCAUUACGUUGUCCACUCAUUCCUGGUAUUGUAUAACUACGUGCUAAGUAUUGGAAAUUCAAUACAAUUAAUCGCGGUUUGCUAUGAAA